AUGAGCCGUGAUGAACUCAUCGAGCUGGACAAGCAGAGGAGCGAACACGGCUUAACAUGGUGGAGGCUGUGGCAAGAGUCAUACCUGUCUGAUCUUAAGCGAUUUCACUGUUGCAAGGGAAAGGGCACCAGAAUUCCGCGUGUUGGCGAAAUCGUCCUGCUGAAAGAACCUAACAUCAAACGUGUUUCGUGGCUGACGGCUAUUGUUACAGGAGUGAUACCUGGAACCGACGCCAAGGUGCGAGCGGUUGUUUUACGACUACGUUUGGGUAAGGAAACCACCAGGAGCAUCCAGACUAUCUACCCAUUAGAAGUUCAAGCCGAUAUCGCCACGCCCGUCGAUGAUACCGGAAUCGGCACAGUGGAGAAGACUACGUCUACGAGAAAGAAAAAUCCGCUCCUUAAGAAGAAUUUGGAAUCGCGCGAGGACGCUGGCGACUCCGGCAGGGGGGAUGUUGCGGAUUGUCAAAGCCCACAGGAAGAGAGAGUAUCUAAAUUUGGAAGGCCCGUCAGACGGCCUAUUGUUUUUGACUUAUAA
Daphnia magna is the source of this 537-nucleotide messenger RNA. RefSeq lists its product as uncharacterized. The record is from RefSeq and is a predicted model, not a curated record. The transcript has a single exon. Lineage: Eukaryota; Metazoa; Arthropoda; Branchiopoda; Diplostraca; Daphniidae. Bases 1 to 537 code for a protein of 178 amino acids.